AUGUUAAAGACUAAAUGUGUCUCAACUCGACUUCAUGGUGGUCAUCACGACAAUGAUGAUGAUGACGAUGAUGAUAUUAUCGAAGCUUGUGCUAUUGUAUACCUUCACAGUUGUUUCAAUGAAAGGAAGCUUUCAAAACGUAAUUCAAUAACUAAUUACCACAUUCUCUAUACAAAGCGUGCAAUCGAUAAUAAUCAAAUCAUACGAUUAAAAUGUAAUCAACAACAAACCGAAUUCGCGAUAGCACGAUUUCUUUACAAACAAUCACGAGUAGAAAAAAUCAAAUGUCAAACUACAAAUAAUGAAAACGCUCUUAGAUCUCUGAUAGAAAGCUUCAGAUUAUUUUUUGUUAUUUACGUUUCGGAAAUCGGUCAACAAUUGAAGUUGGUAGGAGUAGAAGCAUGUUAUGUGAAAAUUUGCUGUGUUGUUUGUAAACAAAAAUGUCGUAAAUGA
Molecule: messenger RNA, 453 nt
Organism: Clunio marinus
Lineage: Eukaryota; Metazoa; Arthropoda; Insecta; Diptera; Chironomidae
Source: the annotation of a GenBank genome assembly